AAAAUUUAUUUACACAUUUAAAGUAAGACAUAAUUCAAAAUGAAGAUCAAGAAGCAGCACCGUAAAAAGAAGUAUCUACAUAAACUGAAUCGGAAACGAAUGCAUCUUAAGCAACGUAGCACCGGCGAAGUGAAUUGUAAACCAAUAAAGGAUGCAUGGGAUUUUAAGAAAUCGUCUUUGCGUAAUAUGAAAGAAAUGGGACUUGCUAGUGAUCCCAAUAAAGUCAUAAAAAUACCUAAUUUCAAACAGGAGAAAGUGAAAAUGGCUAAGAAGAUAAUUAAUCAAGAAGAAUCCGAUGACGAUAGUGAGGAAGAAGUAGUACAACCAGUAGUGAAAAAAGAGGUUGUUGAAAUAUUAGAGAAAGAAGCUAGAGCUCCACGACCAAGAAGAUUUAUGUUGCCCAAAGGUCAAGUUGAGUUUAUAACAUAUUUAUUAGAUAAAUAUGGUCAUGAUUACAAAGCUAUGGAAAGAGACAAGAAAAACUAUUACCAAGAAACUUGGAAACAGUUGAGGGCAAAAAUCAAGACAUUUAUGGGCAUUCCAAAGCAGUAUGGUGAAUAUUUAGCUUCUAAAGGUUUACUAGAUAAGGAUGAUGAUGAUGAAGAAUUGAAGAAAAUAGCAAAAGCUUUAGUUGUAGAUGACUAGUGUGAUAAGCUACUAUUAAGUACUUGAUCUUGUUUUUUUUCAAUGUAAAUAAAGUUAUUUUUAAGGAAAA
Messenger RNA from Spodoptera exigua (beet armyworm), 715 nucleotides. NCBI's taxonomy places the organism in Eukaryota, Metazoa, Arthropoda, Insecta, Lepidoptera, Noctuidae. The record is from the annotation of a GenBank genome assembly.